AAAAAGUGUAGGGGGCUCGUGCAGCUGGUAUUCCAUCUUCGAGCUCUCCACGAGCCUUUCAGACCAGCCGCACGCGCGCUCCUGUCCACCUCCGUCCCCGUCGCAGACCUCUGUCUCUGUCUCUGUCUCCGUCCGGACUAACCCAGCACACUUUCCCCUCUACCCGAGAGCGCACCACCUGAAGAACCAUGGAGGCCAUCAAGAAGAAAAUGCAGAUGCUGAAGCUGGAUAAGGAGAACGCGAUAGACCGAGCGGAGCAGGCUGAGGGGGACAAGAAAGGAGCGGAGGACAAGUGCAAACAGCUGGAGGAGGAGUUGCUGGGCCUGCAGAAGAAGCUGAAAGGAGUGGAGGAUGAGCUGGACAAAUACUCUGAGUCGCUGAAGGAUGCCCAGGAGAAGCUGGAGCAAGCAGAGAAGAAGGCAACAGAUGCCGAGGCAGAGGUGGCGUCUCUAAACAGGCGUAUUCAGCUGGUGGAGGAGGAGUUGGACCGAGCUCAGGAGAGACUGGCUACUGCUCUGCAGAAGCUGGAGGAGGCUGAGAAAGCUGCAGAUGAGAGCGAGAGAGGAAUGAAGGUCAUAGAGAACAGAGCGUCGAAAGACGAGGAGAAAAUGGAGAUCCAGGAGAUGCAGCUGAAGGAGGCCAAACACAUCGCUGAGGAGGCCGACCGCAAAUAUGAAGAGGUUGCUCGUAAACUGGUGAUCCUGGAGGGUGAUCUGGAGCGCUCAGAGGAGCGUGCCGAGGUGGCCGAGGCGAGAGUGAGGGAGCUGGAGGAGGAGCUCAGACUAAUGGACCAGAAUAUGAAGUCCAUGAUGUGCGGAGAGGAAGAGUACUCACAAAAGGAGGACAAAUAUGAGGAGGAAAUUAAAGUUCUUACUGACAAACUGAAAGAGGCUGAGACCCGUGCAGAGUUCGCAGAGAGGUCUGUGGCCAAGCUGGAGAAGACCAUCGAUGACUUGGAAGAGAAACUGGCCCAUGCCAAGGAAGAGAACCUGGACAUGCAUCAGGUCUUGGACCAAACCCUUCUGGAGCUCAACAAUCUAUAAAGAACUUUACAAAGCUAGGUGGAGGACAGCAAGGUUAAUCUCUCAGCAUAACAUCUAAAGUUGUUAUAGGUAAAAACAAGUUAUGUGAGAAUUGGUUCAGAUGUAAAUCUAUGGAGCCCCUGAAAUGACAUGAGCAAGAAAGUGUAUAUUGCAAAAUGAGAGCUACCUUGUGUACAUGCACUGUAAAGGUAAUCAGAAAUUAACUUACAAUCAAAAAGUUCCAAGCAUUCACCCUUGGGCAGAACUAUCUCAAGAGCAAUUGUUCCUAUUAGAGACUUUUCUCUUGUUUGAUCAAACUUGACAAAGCAUUUCUCAUUGGGCAUAUAUGUUUGUGUAGCAGAGCCCACUUAUGUAUUGACAUCUUCUAAGAAUAAUGAUAAUAAUGUCCAAAGCUUAAUUGAGGCGAAAUUUCUUUUGGAAGGUAUCAACAAAUGCUGUCUGAUUGGGGCAUCAAAUCAGAACACACAUAUUUAAGAAGGGAAUGACCAAGAGCAUAUUUAGUCUUUAAAUUUGGAGGACUUGUUGAAAUGUCUCUUGUUUUACCUUGAGGGGCAACAUACAAGGUGUAUUGCCUUCACAACCGCUCAAAGUGUAUGUGGUAGUGCAUCUUUUCUAGUAAAAUGUACUUAUUUUAGAUUGGCUACAUUAUUUGAAGUCAUUCUUGGCAGGUGUAUUGGGCAUGUCACAACAUUAGAUUAGUCAUCUAAGUUACUAAUAGAAUAAACUUGUAGAAAUAUGAGAGCGGGACUGAUUUUCCAUGUUAAAAUAUGAAUUGAAUAGUGGUGGUGGGAGCUGUCAUACUGACACCUAACCAAACUGAAUAAAGGUUUUAUAUAUUGUAACAAAAGAGCUUUCCUCAAAAGAUAGAUAUCAUCAUUCUAGGAAUUCCUUUGAGAUGUUAUCACUUUUUACAGUGAUGUCAUAGUCUGACAUAAACAUCGUUCAUUACCUUGCCAGAAGGUUCUCCGUACAGCCCUGUCAACAAACUGCGAUCGACAGACGCUCACAAACAAAUAAUUGCUUUCAGUAGUGAUAUCUGUCUGUGUCUUUUUUUACUUUGACAUAAGGUAAAGUUUGAUCGAUUCCGAAUUAUUACCCAUGUACUGAUUCAAAAUCACCAGUGUAAACCCUUUUGGAAUAAACAAAG
This is a messenger RNA of Anoplopoma fimbria (sablefish), 2190 nucleotides long. It is a transcript of the gene tpm2, whose product is annotated as tropomyosin 2 (beta). The coding region runs from base 189 to 1043 and encodes 284 amino acids. Gene Ontology annotation, cellular component: actin filament. The record is from RefSeq and is a predicted model, not a curated record. The transcript is spliced from 9 exons. Gene Ontology annotation, molecular function: actin filament binding. NCBI's taxonomy places the organism in Eukaryota, Metazoa, Chordata, Actinopteri, Perciformes, Anoplopomatidae. Gene Ontology annotation, biological process: actin filament organization; muscle contraction.